Molecule: messenger RNA, 1569 nt
Organism: Hyla sarda
Lineage: Eukaryota; Metazoa; Chordata; Amphibia; Anura; Hylidae
Gene: POLR2L
Product: RNA polymerase II, I and III subunit L
Exons: 3
Coding region: 151-354 (67 amino acids)
Biological process (GO): transcription by RNA polymerase II; tRNA transcription by RNA polymerase III; transcription by RNA polymerase I
Cellular component (GO): RNA polymerase III complex; RNA polymerase II, core complex; RNA polymerase I complex
Molecular function (GO): zinc ion binding; DNA binding; DNA-directed RNA polymerase activity
Source: RefSeq, a predicted model, not a curated record
ACGACUGUACUGCAGCCUCCCGUACUCUAGAGGGCGCUCCACCGAACACAGCGGCAUAGCUAACAGACGGCGGUCUCCGGGACCAGGAAGACGCCGGCGAGUGCGUGAGGAGUCACGUGUGUGUGGAGCUCGGGAGAGGAGUUCAGCAAAAUGAUUAUCCCUGUCAGAUGCUUCACGUGUGGGAAGAUCGUCGGAAAUAAGUGGGAGGCAUACCUGGGGCUGCUGCAGGCCGAGUACACUGAAGGUGACGCACUGGACGCAUUAGGCUUGAAGAGGUACUGCUGCCGCCGUAUGCUUCUUGCUCAUGUGGAUCUCAUAGAGAAGUUGUUAAACUACGCUCCCUUGGAGAAAUGAGAAGACAUAAGGGAACAUGGUGUUUACCGAUGGUGCCCAUUAAGGAGAGAUGGAAGAAGCCCAUGUGUCACAGAGCACAUAGAUGGAGUGAACCAGGACAUUCCUAUUCAUGUAUUACUUCAACAACAUUGACUCAUUUUGUGUUUAAUAAAGUUAUUUUUGUUUAUAAUUGAUAACGGUGUGUCAUUAUAGCAUGGGUGAAGCAUCACAAGCUUGACUUCAAUGGUAGCUUCGGCAGUAAAAACUAGUGACAAUAAUUUUCAGUGCGUUUUUCCUUCUCCUAUCAGUCAGUUGAGUGGGGUUUUGAGCAAUGAGACCACACAGUUUUUUUUUUUUUUUUGUUUGUUUUUUUUAAAUUGUGGGACUGUACACCCCUUAAGGACUGAGGGUUUUUCAAUUUUUGCACUUUCGUUUUUUCCUCCUCACCUUUUAAAAAUCAUAACCCUUUCAAUUUUGCACGUAAAAAUCCAUAUGAUGGCUUAUUUUUUGCGCCACCAAUUUUUUUGCAGUGACAUCAGUCAUAUUACCCAAAAAUCUACAGCGAAGAAAAAACGCCAUUUUGUAACUUUUGGGGGCUUCCGUUUCUAUGCAGUGCAUUUUUCAGUAAAAAUGACACCUUAUCGUUAUUCUGUAGGUCCAUACAGUUAAAAUGAUACCCUAGUUAUAUAGGCUUGAUUUUGUAGUACUUCUGGAAAAAAUCAUAACUACAUGCAGGAAAAUGUCUAGUUUUAAAAUUGUCAUCUUCUGACGCCUAUAACUUUUUUAUUUCCCUGCGUAUGAUGGCUCAUUUUUUGCGCUGUGAUCUGAAGUUUUUAGCGGUACAAUUUUUGUAUUGAUCUGACUUAUUGAUCGCUUUUUAUUCAUUUUUUUCAUGAUAUAAAAAACGACCUAAAAUACGUUAUUUUGGACUUUGGAAUUUUUUUGCGCUUACGCCAUUGACCAUGCGGUUUAAUUAAUGAUAUAUUUUUUAUAGUUUGGACAUUUACGCACUCGGCGAUACCACAUAUGUUUAUUUUACAUGUUUUUUUUUUUUUUUGUAAUAGAUCAACUUGCACCAGAAAGGUAAACAGAUUCGUAAAUUACUUCUAUUAAAAAAUCUCAAUCCUUCCAAUAAUUAUCAGCUGCUGAAGUUGAGUUGCUCUUUUCUGUCACCAUUCUCCUGUCCUGUGUGUUGGAUUAUUUAUAUUGCAAUAAAGCUGGAAGUUCAUAAGAGAA